UCGAUGCAGUAACAUCCCUAACUCUCGUGCUCGGCUCGAAAUUUAAUAAUAAAUUGAAUUUAUUAAUUAAAUCCGAACAAAUCCCGCAAUGGCAUCCAUCCUGAGGACGGGGAAACUGCUGCGCUACUUUGCCGGCUUUACGCGAAACGUGGUGGUGAACUCGGUACGAGAGAACGAGACGAGCAGCCUGGUCAACAAUGCGCCCUGCAUGUGCGGAGGCUUCCAGCACGGAUUUGCCACAAAUGCCGCUGCCAAAGCCGAGCUAAGUCUGGACAAACAGAUCCGCCGCCUGGACCAGGAUGUGCGCCGCAUUGGACGCAUUUCGCGACGAGACCUGGAGGAGGUGCUCGACGAGAUUCGCACGCACAGGACGGCCACCAGCUCGCAGUCCUUGCUGGUGAUUCGCUGCUGCGGCAACCUGGUGCCCGAAGAGCUGCCCGAGGUGCGAACGGCCUUGGUGCAGGAGAUCUGGAAAACCCUUAACGCCUUGAACGUUCCUAUGGACAUCUCGCACUACAAUGCUUUGCUAAGGGUUUACCUGGAGAACGAGCACGGCUUUGCACCCACCGAUUUCCUGGCCGAGAUCGAGGCAAAGGGUAUUGAACCCAACAGAGUCACCUACCAGCGGCUAAUUGCGAGAUAUUGCCAGCAGGGAGACAUCGAGGGCGCCACCAGGAUCCUAGAGUUUAUGCGCGCAAAGAGUCUGCCGGUGAACGAGAAUGUCUUCAAUUCCCUGAUCCUGGGACAUUCGCAGGCCAACGAUCUGGAGUCCGCCAAGGGCAUCUUGAGCGUGAUGAAACAGGCUGGCCUGGAGCCCAGUGCGGAUACCUAUACGACGCUGCUAUGUGCCUUUGCCCGGCACGGAGACCUUGCUGCCCUGAAGGAAACCCUUGCCGAGUGUGAGCAGAAGGAGAUUAUAUUGCUGGAUAAGGAUCUCCUGGACGUCGUCUACACACUGACAAUAAAUGGCAAUGGGGAGCACGUGGACGAGGUGCUAGCCAAGCUGCGUCUCUCCCCGGGCUUCAAUCAGGACGCCGUAAACGUGAUCCUGCGGUUAGUUAACAAGGGAUACGAGGAUGUCGGCAUGAAGCUGCUCCGUGUAAUGCCCCGAACGAGUCGCGUGAAUGGCGAACCUGUAGAUGUGGGAGCCUUCUUUAUCCGGCAAAUGGUGAAGGCCAACCGGCCGGUGGAGAAGAUACUCAACAUUUGCAGGACCCUCCAGGGCGAGGGACUAAAUCCCAAGGCUUUGACCAUUGCCACGGAGGCGGGACUGACCAACGGGGUGGUGAACAAUGCCCUUCCCCUGCUGCACGAGAUGAAGAACGCCGGGUUGCCCAUCAGGCAGCACUAUUUCUGGCCCUUGAUCUGCUCCGCAGAGUCGAACCAAGUCCUGGAUAUUGUCCGUCGCAUGCAGCAGGAAUUUGCCGUAUUUCCCAACUCGGAGACCGUCAGGGAUUAUGUGAUUCCGAACCUUAAGGAGAAGAACUGGGAACGCAUUGUCACCGCUCUCAGGGAUGCUGGCGUGCCCAACUCCACGGCCGUGACCUCCGCCGUGUACUCCGCCUUGGUCACUCACCAGAUUGCCGAUGCUGCCAAGAUUAUGGAGCAAAACAAGGCCUACUACGUGCCCUACCUGUUCAGGCAACCUCUGAUCCUGGCCCUGAGUCACACCAACGAUUACGCUUCCUUCAUUCGCUGCGUUCGCCAAAUCCACGAGGGUUUGCAGGUGAGACAGGGCAAGGAGGAGGAGGCCGAGCAAGGAGCAGAGGGAGGAGCUGCAGUGCCCACCGAACGCAGCACUCCUGAUGUCGUGGGCACCAUCGUUCAGGAGGCCUCCACCUAUUUCCGUCGCGAUCGCGUGGUCACGCUGGAGAAGAUCCUUAAGGGUCUGGUCAAGCAGGGUCUGUCCAUUAGCAGCGCCAAGGCCACGCAGUUGUCGGAGCAACUGGGCUCCGAGCUGACGCCAAGGAUCUCGGAGCUGUUGGGCAAGCUGAGCUCGGGAGAACUGGAACCAGUGCCGCUGCCCAAUAGUGGCAAGCGCAGCCUGGACUCGUUGUCCAUCGAUGAACUUGAACGCUUCAUUGUCACCGUAGAGGCAAAGGGCGAUAAUGCUAACAACAUCAAGCGACAACUGCUGAAUGCCUGCUUCCGAUCGCAGAACCUUGAGAAGACUCUGCAAGUCAUCGAGAAACUGGAUACAGAGAAAUUCCAGAUUCCCAUCGGCAUCCAUGCCCAGCUCAUCGAUCUGUACACGCAUCACAGGAGGAGCGCCGAAGCACUGGAGGCCUACGGCAAGCUGAAGGCCAAGGAUGCAGCUUUCAAGUUGGACAACCUAAAGGCCGUUCGACUGGCCGAUCUGCUGCUGCAGGAGGAGCGUGAGGCGGAGGCCUACAAAGUCCUGGAGGACAACAAAAAGGAUUCUCCCAUCUCGGAGUCGGAGGGAAGCUUCAACUAUGUGAGCACCGUGUGGAGAAUACUCAACUCCCUGGCGGAGGUGGGACAGGCGGAGAAGCUGCGCAAGCUAUUCGAUGCUAUGGUGGCUGCCAAUUAUAUUGUGCCCACGAAUGUGCUCCUGGGACCCCUCAUCAAGGUUCACCUGGUCAAGGAUGACAUACCCAGGGCCAUUGAGGCCUUCGAGGAAAUUUGCAAGAAGCACAAGUCAACGCCAUGGAAGAAUGAGCUCGCCUGCCGGUUGAUCCAAAAGGAGGACGCGGCGAAUCUCCAGAGACUGACGGACCUUAGCACCGGGAUUCACGGGGAAGUCAACAGCUUGUAUGACCUGGUGUUCUCCUUCGUGGAAUGCGGACGCGUGCGACAGGCGAGGAAGAUCUUGGAAACACCCGGACUGCGGACACGUCCCCAGCGGAUCAGCAGUGCCUGCGAUCGGUACAAGAACGAGGGACUUCUGCAGCCGCUGGAGGGUCUCAUUGAGGCCACCAAGGACCUGGGACACAUCGAUCGGAACAAGAUCUAUUACACGCUCCUCCUCAGCUACGACAAGGCCAACGAAGCGGAAAAGGCUCUGGGCUUGUGGACGAAGAUGCAGGAGGAGGCUGUGACGCCUAACGAUGCUUUCCUUCUAAAAUUGGCCGAUAUCCUGAAGAAGAAUAACCUGGAGGUGCCGUUUGUGGUCCCCGAGACUCAAAAGGAAGCUGCCAAGGCUAAGAAAAAUAAGGUUAAGGAUCUGGCAAAGACGGAACAAGUUAAGAUUCCGGAGCAAGCCCCCAAGGAGAAGCUCCCGCCCAAGAAAGAACCACAAGCUAAGGCGGAAGCUGCACCCAAAACCAUUUCCGCGCUGUCUGGCUUCCGUAAGGCCAUCCUGGCCAAUGAUCCCGACACAGCCAUCGAGUACAAGAACAAGUUUAUUAGCGGCGACAAAGUGAACGCUUUGGACACCUCCCGAUUGAUUGAGCUCCUCGUUCGCGCCGACCGUCUCGCAGAGGCCUCGAAAUACGUUGAUGAACUCCUUGCCGGCAACCAGCAUCCGCAGCCCAAGAUCUUCAAGUUUUAUCUAAACAAAAUAGCGGCUGCCGGGGAUCUGGAGACUCUGGAGAGAAUUGGCAAGCAGCUGAACGAGGAGCAGAAGCGUCUCGUUUCGUUUGAUAAUCGUUAUUGUCAUGCCAACAUCGUGGCCGGCAAGGCGGAGCAGUUCCUUCAGAGGCUAACCGCCGAGAUCGAGUCCGUUAAGACGCCCGAGGAGGCGGCCAAGCAGGCCGGCAAGUUCCCCAGAGGUGGCGCCGUGGGCAUACUGGACAAGCACCCGGAAUUGGUGCCGCAGUACCAAAUUCUGGCGGAGAAGUACGCCGCUCACAACCAGCUGGGACCCAUGAAUGUGCUGUGGAUGCAUCUGAUCUCCAGCAACCAGGAGGCUGCCUCCAAGCAGAUCUGGGACAAGUACCUGUCCAGUGCCCCGCGACUGAUGUUCCAGCGUGUUCUGCAAACUGCACGGGAGCAGCAGGAUGAGAAGCUAGCCGGCGUGGUGAUAUCCCAGCUGAGGGACAGUAAGAUCUCCGAGGGUGCCAUCGGUAACGCCUACUCCUGCCUCAUCGACAUCCAGACGACGAAGGGCCACCAUGACAAGGCCCUAGACGUGCUGGCCAAUGCGAUCAAGGACGUCUCCCUGGAGAAUAUCAACAGAACAGCGCUGCUCCGCUUAAAGCAGGCAGUGGAGGAGAAGUCCCAGAAGUUCCCCUACACGAUUCCCGAGAAGCGAGCCAAGGCGAAUGACGACUCCAGCUCCUCGUCGUCCUCAUCCUCCAGCGACGAUGAUGUGUCGCCAUCGAUACCCGAAACCGUUCCCCAAAAACCCGACAGCAAGGCUUAGUUCUGCUCCUGCUACUUAUCUAGUUAAAACCCGUCGUGAUUAAAGUCUAUUUUUAAAAGUA
Molecule: messenger RNA, 4385 nt
Organism: Drosophila serrata
Lineage: Eukaryota; Metazoa; Arthropoda; Insecta; Diptera; Drosophilidae
Gene: bsf
Product: bicoid stability factor
Biological process (GO): regulation of mitochondrial translation
Cellular component (GO): mitochondrion; nucleus
Molecular function (GO): protein binding; mRNA 3'-UTR binding
Source: RefSeq, a predicted model, not a curated record